This is a messenger RNA of Colossoma macropomum (tambaqui), 2242 nucleotides long. RefSeq names its product tetratricopeptide repeat protein 39B-like. Lineage: Eukaryota; Metazoa; Chordata; Actinopteri; Characiformes; Serrasalmidae. The coding region runs from base 184 to 1998 and encodes 604 amino acids. The transcript is spliced from 20 exons. Gene Ontology annotation, molecular function: protein binding. The record is from RefSeq and is a predicted model, not a curated record.
GGAGUUCAGUCAGAAGUGGUUCAUCAAACUUCAGUCUGACUGAGAAUCAGGAAAGGCGCUGCAGAGCUUACAGGGACGGGUUUUCACGUCGUGUAAAGCUUAAUUUUUUAUAUCCUCAUUUUGCUGUCAUUACUCUGUAUUUAAUCGCUUUGGGCGGUUUCCACCGUUGUGACUUAGGACAGAAUGGCUCGAGUAGAAAGCGGAGGUUUGGGCGUCACACAGGUAAAGCCAUAUAAAAUGAAGGAGGAGGAGCAGAAUACUGUGCACACAGAAGAGAAUGGAUUCAAGGACGAUCUGGACCACAGCACCGAGAGUGGUCAGAUGGAUUUGAAGACAGCCUUAAAUGAAUGCUCAGUGGCCCUGAGUCUCUUUCUGAACAACAAGUUUUCUGAAGCUUUGGAUAUACUCAGACCGUGGAGAGAAGAGAGUGUGUAUCACGCUAUGGGAUACAGCAGCAUCUUGGUCAUGCAGGCAGGAAUGACCUUUGAUCCCAAGGACAUGCAGUCAGCCAUAGUGGCUCUGAAAGAUGCUCUCAACACAUGCCAAAAAAUGAGGAAAAGAAGGAGCACCGUUCUGGAGGCAAUUUCUUACAUGGUGUACAAACAUGAUCCCAAACAGUUGACUGAAGAGGAGAUGCAUGCUGAGCUGUGCUAUGCAGAGGUGAUGCUGCAGAGGGCAGCCCUCACCUUUGUAGAGGAUGAAAGUAUGAUUGGCUUCAUCAAAGCUGGACUCAAAAUGAGAACAAGUUACCUCAUGUUCAAAGAGUGUGAGACUAUGCUGGACCAGGUCAAAGACAAUGACACACACAUCCAUUUUGUUGGUGGUGUCAACAUGGGGAUUGGGUCCUUUAACUUGAUGCUGUCUCUGUUCCCUGCGAGGGUUCUCAGGCUCUUGGAAUUUGUUGGUUUCUCAGGAAACAGAGAGGUGGGUGUGAAUCACCUGCGCCACGGCGCUGCAACCAACAGCCUCCGCUCCAUCCUCAGCACCUUCACCCUUCUCAUGUUCAACAUCUACAUCACAGUUAUUUUAGGUAUUGGUGAGUGUAAUCUUGCUGAGGCAGAUGCUCUUCUUGAACCCUACGCUCAAAAGUUUCCCAAAGGUGCACUCAUGCUCUUCUACACUGCCCGGAUUGCAGUGCUUAAGGGAGACUUUGAGACAGCUCAGAGGAAGUUUCUGGAGUGCAUUGCGGUUCAGCAGGAGUGGCAUCAGAUCCACCAUCUGUGUUACUGGGAGCUGAUGUGGAUCCAUUCCUUCCAGCAGGACUGGCUGGAGGCCUACCGCUAUGCUGACCUUCUUUGUAAGGAAAGCAAAUGGUCUCAGGCUGUCUAUAUGUUCCAGAAGGCCUCCAUUCUUAGCAUGCUUACAGCAGAAGAAGUGAAGAAGACAGGCGAGGAUAUAGUGGAGCUGUUCAGGCAGGUGGAAAGUCUGAGGUUGCGGUUUGCAGGAAAGUCUGUGCCCACAGAGAAGUUUGCUGCACGGAAAGCCAGACGCUACAACUCGCCCAACCCAAUAAAGCUGGUUGUACCAGCACUGGAAAUGAUGUAUGUGUGGAACGGCUUCGCUAUUGUUGGUAAAAGGCCGGAGCUGACACAAAACAUUCUCCUCACCAUCGAGAAGGCUGAGGAGGACCUGAAAAAUGAUGCUGGUAACCCGUCAGUAUACCAUGCAGAUGACCAGAGUCUGGUGCAGAUGCUGAAAGGCCUCUGUCUGAGACAUCUGGGCCGCCUGGAGCAGGCGGAACACUGCUUCAACUACGUUAUCUCCAGUGAGAAGAGUAUCAAAUAUGACCACUAUCUGGUGCCGUUUACCAUGUGUGAACUUGGUCUCCUCUACAAGCAGCAGGGAGAUGUGGAAAAAGCCAUUAUGUACAUUGAAAAGGCCAAGCUGAAUUAUAAGAACUACUCUAUGGAGUCCAGGCUGCAUUUCCGAAUCCAUGCAGCACUGAGCAGUCUGGCUGAUGAGGAGAAAGUGGCACAAGAGCACAGCAUGACUGCUUAAGAUGACACCACAGAAGACUUAGAAUGCAUUUAAAGGAUCAAAACAUUGUUUGAUGAUCUUUUGGCCUUUGACUGCAUCAGGUCCACUUUUUGUUGUGUUAUGUGAAAGAAUACAAGAAUUGCCAGAGGUCGGUACUCAAAAUACUCCGCUAAACACUACAUGUUCUCCCUUUUCUUGCUUAACACAUGGUUCUGGAUGGAAAUGGCCUGUAUGCACUGUGGAUUUGUGAUGUCAAUCAAAGGUU